This is a messenger RNA of Megalops cyprinoides (Indo-Pacific tarpon), 1546 nucleotides long. RefSeq names its product homeobox protein TGIF2-like. Gene Ontology annotation, biological process: regulation of transcription by RNA polymerase II. The transcript is spliced from 3 exons. The coding region runs from base 300 to 1370 and encodes 356 amino acids. Gene Ontology annotation, molecular function: DNA-binding transcription factor activity, RNA polymerase II-specific; RNA polymerase II cis-regulatory region sequence-specific DNA binding. The record is from RefSeq and is a predicted model, not a curated record. NCBI's taxonomy places the organism in Eukaryota, Metazoa, Chordata, Actinopteri, Elopiformes, Megalopidae.
CUUCUGCCGCACGCAGGUAGACAGCGCUGGGUUACACAAUUGAAAAAGACGGGAAAAUUAUUUUUUAAAGGAAAUUAAGGUUUAAAAAUGGUAACCCACGCAUGAUAUCGAGAUCAUAAGAAGAGCGCUUUUGGAGUGCUGAAAGCGGAAGACCGAAGCGGUGCAAGCGCAUGCCAUACCUUGUGCGCCUGGAAAUUCCCGUUUGUCACUGAGCUAUCUUGUUAGGGGGCACGCAUUUUUUGUAAGGAACUUCGAAGAUCGCAGUCGGACAGCAAAGGAUCCCUCGACCUCGUCAAAGAAUGAAACCCUUUAAGAGAGCUUUAGAAGGGGACCCGGAGUUCUCGGCCAUGUCGGACAGUGACCCGUGUGAGGACGACGGCGGCGGCUCCCCCCUCGACCUGUCGGGAGGCUCCGGGAAGCGCCGUCGCCGCGGCAACCUGCCGAAAGAAGCCGUGCAGGUGCUGCGCAGCUGGCUGUACGAGCACCGCUUCAAUGCCUACCCCUCCGAGCAGGAAAAGCUGAGCCUCUCCGGACAGACCAGCCUCUCCGUGCUGCAGAUAUGUAACUGGUUCAUAAACGCCCGCAGACGGCUGCUGCCAGACCUGUUGCGCAAAGACGGCAAAGACCCCAACCAGUUCACCAUCUCCAGGAGGGCAGGGAAGGGUGAGGGGCGGGGGUCUGCGGGAGGAGGAGGGAGAGCCAGCUCCCCGGAGAGCGCCCCGUCCCCUGUCCCCCUGCGGCGUCCCUCAGUCAUCCGGCCCGCCCCGACUCUGGACCUCAGCCUGCUGGGCAGCACGGCCACCGCCAUCCUGACCGGGGGUGUGUGCCAGAUGGACGCUCAGAGCUCACUGAAGAGAGCUGCUCAGCCCGGCGCCAAGAUCGAGGCCCCGCCCGCCACGAGGGGGGGCACAGUGAGCCCCACGGGGGGGCUGUUCAACACGCCACCCCCCACGCCGCCCGAGCUCUGCCUGCAGGACUUCAGCGACCUGCGCCUCCUGGUGGACGCUGCGCUGCAGCGGGCCGCCGAGCUGGAGCUCCAGCAGAGGGCGCUGAAGCAGCCGGCGGGGCCCGGUCCCGUCACCUUGGCCCCGGAGAGCAGCAGUGCCCCGGCAGGCCCUACUCCAGCGUCCUCCAGAGAGACGGACUCGCCUGACGGCCGAGACGCGGACCCCCGCCUCCCCGCGGAGGAGCGGACUGUCGAGCCCAGCAGCCCGGAGAGCGCCGCCGCUGGGAGCCCGCCCCCGGCCUGUGGUGCCUUUGAGCCCGCUGCCUGGACCAAGGCCGGGCAGGCCAGCGUGCCCCCAACCUCUAUACCCCGUGUCUGGGGCCCCCAGCACACACUCUGCCCCCUGCCUGAGGCCGUCAACUAGAGCCAGGGCGCCGCUGGGACCGCUCCUGAAACGGCGGUCGCCGGCGUAUCCUAGCAUUGCCCUGUUGGGUAUUUCCCUUUAAACGCAAGUCCACGCUCACGGACACGCCCUCGUUUUUUCCAAAGCGGUGCCGCUCACACUGCCGCCUGCAGUGGCUGGACGUUUUUACCUGGACU